GGCUCAAGAAUUGUGCUAAUUGCAUCUAAUUGCGCUCUUUUAGAUGCCGGAUAUGCCGGACAGCGGAAUUUCCUUUUGAGUGAUCGCUUUUCCAAUGGUCGUUUUACCGAAGAUCCGAGCAUGGUAUCCCUGUUGUCAACGCACCGCACAAGCUGAACUGGCUCGAUGGCGACCGGUUUGGUCGAGAGAGCAAAAAGCUUUUGCUGGCGCUGCCUCCAGUGUGGCACUUUCCUUUCUCGCUGCUCAAACUUGGAACUGGUCUCUCUGCGACACCCACCAAGCACCUAAAGAUACACGUUUGUCCGAAGCCGAUGAAGCUCUAUUGCUGUGUGCACUAGAUACUGCUUUGGAGAAUUUCCGACAAUGGACCCAGGCUCCAGCAAGCUGGUGGGAUGAAUGCAGAAACGUGCGCAUGCCUGGAUUCGGAGACGCACGGCACUGCAAGAAGAAGCUGGAUGGCUUUCCGCUGAGGCUCAUGAUGGUUUCAGCCCUUUGGGAGAAUGUUUCACUAGACGAGUUGAUUAUGGUUACAGAGAUGACUGAUGAUUGUGUGAAAUUGAAGUUUGUACCUCUAAUGGAGAGUGUUCAAACUCGUUUUAGUUUUCCCGGUGGACGAAUCCUGCGAACCACUGUGAAGCCGUUGCUUCUCGGAUUGGUAUCUUCACGUGAAGUAGAGAGUGUGAUGAAGGAGCCAGAAACGAUGCCUGAUGGCUCUGUUGUAAGCGUUGGAGUUGGGCUGCAGUCCCCUUUGCUUUUGGAGAAAAUCCAACAGAGCGAUGUUUUGAAAGCACUGGCCUCAGAGCCACCCAGCAAGGGCAAGGUCCGUUCGGUGGAUCAUACCAGUGGCUACAGCUUCGAACCACUUGAGGACAAGGAGCCUUUCCAGAAGGGCAAGUGGAGAGUUCACAUCGUCAUUCUGAGCGAAGAUACAGGCGGACUUCCUGCGUGGGCUUUGGAAAUGGGUAUCUUUUAUGGUACUAUUGAUUGGUUUGCUGCGGCGGACAAAUACCUAAAGAGGUUAUCAAAUACUUGAAUGCAAUGGGAAAA
Messenger RNA from Cladocopium goreaui, 1047 nucleotides. The record is from the annotation of a GenBank genome assembly. NCBI's taxonomy places the organism in Eukaryota, Dinophyceae, Suessiales, Symbiodiniaceae.